UAAUAAUAAUAAAAAAAUGAAAUGUGAGGCUGCAAUAUAUUUAUUUAUUUAUAUUAAAUUUUGUUUCUUUGUUUCUGGUAAAUAACAUAUACGUUUCCUUCUUCUGUAUCUUUCUAUCUAAUAUCUAUCACUUUAUUGAUUGUGUUUUUUGGAUUCUUCUUCUUUCUCCACUGCUUUCACUUUUCCUCUUUUCCCUUCUCUUUAGGGUUUUUGCGUUUCUCCAUCUCUGUAAAUUCACCUUCUCACUCCCUUCACAUUGCUUUUUCAUCCUUUUUUGUCCGAUUGAAUUCCUAAAGAAGUGUUUAGUGUAGAGAUUAGUUGGUUUGGGAGUUUGGACUGAGAGUGCAACUCUUGUUUAUCGAAAUUAGUGAAUGAGUUUUGGUUAGAAGGAGCAUGGAUGAUGAAGUGGGGGAGGAGGUUCGUCCACUGGGCACUGUUGAAUGUGGACACCUCCAAGGCAAAGAGGUCGAAUUUUUUAUGAAAUCAACAGGAGAAUUGUUGAACUCGCAGGAGAUGCUACUGCCAGGUGAGAACGAUUAUGGUAGGAGCUCGCAUCAGGAAUUUGAAGAACUGUUAGAUGGUAAAAAUGUACAGAGUUUAAACCAUGUAAAUACACUAGAAACCCCGUACGAUAGCUGUCCUCGCACAAUGGAUGAUGCUGGUGUUUCAGUGGAAGAAUUGACUGUGAGAAAUGUCAAUGGGUCUAAUUUAACUAUUGUUGGGACAUCAGCUAAUUUAGGAAGGGUGCAGACUAGACAAACCCAGUGGCAACAUCUAUACCAAUUAGGAAGUGGUUCAGGCAGUGGAAGUUCACAAUCAAAUAUUGCAUAUAGGGAUAACGGCAAGAGAACCACAAGCGGUUUGGAUGAUGCGGGUUACUCAUCUUUCAAUGACUUUCUGGCACAAAAGGCAUGUGAUGAUAACCACAAUGAAGUUGUGGAGGAACCUAGAAAUUCUGAAAAUAGGGUGAUAUUAGGUAAUGCUCCGGGUUCGGGUUCUAUCCGAACAAAGAUUCUAUCUAAAUCUGGAUUUUCGGAGUUUUUUGUGAAAAGUACCUUGAAAGGCAAGGGGGUAAUAUGUAAAGGCCCGCCAAAAGUUGCCUUUCAUCCCGAGCCUAGAGUAAAGAGUAAAUCCAGGCUUGGUAUUGGAAGUGUGGCAGCUCCUGACACAUCAAAGGGUCUGGAUUCCAAAAUUGUUAAUCCACCUUCCUAUGAGUUGAAAACUAGGUCUAGGGCUGGUGGUUCUGAUUGUAGUGGAGUCAAUUUGAGAGAAUGGCUCAAGGUUGGGGGCUCUAAAGUUAACAAAGGGGAGCGCCUGUAUAUUUUUCGACAGAUUGUGGAACUUGUAGAUCAUUCUCACUCUGAGGGAGUUGCCUUGCAGAACCUAAGUCCAUCUUAUUUCAAGUUGUUGCCUUCAGUUAAGGUCAAGUAUGUUGGAUCACCUGACAGGAAAGAGGUAUUAGAUAGUGCAAAUGAUCAAGAUCCUUCUCACUCUGAGAAAAGUUUGCAUAGGAAGAAGAGGCCAGUGGAGCAGAAUACUUUUGCCUCAAUUGGAAUUGUUUCAAGUGCAAAGAAACAAAAGUUCAUUCAGAAUGCAAGAGGUCUUAAACAGUGGCCCCAGUUUCCUUCAAAUUCAGGCUUUAAGCAAGAAAAUGCAAAUGCCAGUCACAUUAGCAUUACAGAGCAAAAAAUUACCUAUAGUGAAUCAGGUGAAUUAGUCACAAAACAUGGAACGGAAAGCAAGCCUAGUAGCCCCCCAGCCUCUAAUGCAAGAGAACAGAUGACAUAUGCAAGUGAGCAGUUGGAAGAGAAGUGGUAUAGAAGUCCCGAGGAACUGACUGAGAGGAGCUGCAAAAUGUUAUCAAAUAUCUACUCUUUGGGUGUUUUUUUGUUUGAGUUACUUGGUCAUUUUGAUUCGGAUAGCACACUGGCCACAGCUAUGUCGGAUUUGCGGUAUAGGAUUCUUCCUCCAAGUUUUCUUUCAGAAAAUCCCAAGGAAGCUGGAUUCUGUCUAUGGCUACUUCAUCCCGAACCAUCAUCACGCCCAACAACAAGGGAAAUCCUGCAAUCUGAAGUAGUUAAGGGAUUGCAGGAACCAUGUUCAGAGGAGUUGUCUUUAGCUAUUGAGCAGGAUGAUGGCGAAUCAGAAUUAUUAUUGCAUUUCCUCGAGUCAUUACAAGUACAGAAGCAGAAGGAUGCCUAUAAGUUAGUGGAAAGCAUACAGUGCUUAGAAGGAGAUAUUGAAGAAAUCGUGAGAAGAAACCCUUCCAAAGAACACUUGGCUCAUUCUUGUUUGCUUGUUGACUCCUUUGUGCACGGAAGGACAAAUGUAUUUACUCACAGAGAGCCUUCCAGUUCAGAUAAACUUUUUCAAUUGUCCACACUUUCUAACACAAGUGAAUCAAGAUUGAUGAAAAAUAUUAGUCAGCUUGAAAAUGCGUACUUCUCUAUGAGGUCCAAUGUUCAGCUUCCCGAGACUGAUGCAGCAUUGCGCGAAGAUAAUGAGUUAUUGAAAAAUCGGGAUAAUUGGCAUUUGGCACAAAAAGAUGAAGAGGAACAGAAUCCAAGUUCAACUGACCGCCUGGGAGACUUUUUUGAUGGGUUGUGCAAGUAUGCCCGUUACAGUAAUUUUGAAGUGCGUGGAGUCUUGAGAAAUGGGGAAUUUAGUAAUGCUUUGAAUGUGAUAUGCUCCUUGAGUUUCGACAGGGAUGAAGACUACUUUGCAGCUGCUGGAGUUUCAAAGAAAAUAAAGAUAUUUGAGUUUAAUGCUCUCCUUAGCGAUUCUGUUGAUAUUCAUUAUCCAGUGAUUGAGAUGUCAAACAAAUCAAAGAUCAGCUGUGUUUCCUGGAACCACUACAUCAAAAACUAUAUGGCUUCUUCUGAUUAUGACGGUGCAGUCAAGUUAUGGGAUGCUAGUACUGGUCAGGUUUUCUCUCAAUUCAAUGAGCAUGAGAAGAGAGCAUGGUCCGUCGACUUUUCGAAAGUAUACCCCACAAAAUUAGCCAGUGGAAGUGAUGAUUGCUGUGUGAAACUGUGGAGCAUCAAUGAGAAAAACUGUUUAGGAACGAUUAGGAGCCUUGCAAAUGUCUGCUGUGUCCAGUUCUCUGCUCAUUCGACCCACUUACUGGCUUUCGGGUCUGCAGAUUACAGAACCUACUGUUACGAUCUAAGAUACGCUAAAACACCGUGGUGUGUAUUGGCUGGUCACGACAAAGCUGUAAGCUAUGUGAAAUUCUUGGACUCAGAUACCCUUGUUUCUGCCUCCACCGACAACACGUUAAAGCUAUGGGAUCUCAAGAGAAGUCAUUCUGCAAAUGCUUGCAGCUUAACCCUUACCGGCCACGAUAAUGAAAAGAACUUCGUGGGUUUGUCAGUUAACGACGGUUAUAUAACAUGCGGUUCAGAAAGUAACGAGGUUUUUGCUUACUAUAGAUCUCUACCUAUGCCGAUUACUUCUCACCAGUUUGGCUCCAUUGAUCCCAUUUCCGGAAAGGAAACAAACGACGACAAUGGCCAAUUCGUUUCUAGCGUCUGUUGGAGAAGGAAAUCAAACAUGGUUGUUGCUGCCAAUUCGACUGGAUGUAUAAAAGUGUUAGAAUUGGUUUAAGGGAAAUUAACAAGUUGUGAGCAACCCUGUUUUUGUGGUUUCGAGCUCUUUCUUUCUCGAGCUGAAACUACCAAGUUCUGUUGCAAAAAUCGAAGAUUGAGUUGACAUGAAUGAAUGAACUAAAAACCACUAUGAUAGUCUCCUCAUCCAUGUCAGACAGAAAAAGGUAGAAUCAUCUAAAAAUUCCAUUGCUGAAGGAAAAACAUUAGUCGGUCAGUCAGUCGAUCAAACUCGACUAAAAUCGUUCAUCAAAGUGAACGAGAGAUGUUUAUGUUGGCAAUGAUAAAAACGGAUCUAAAAGCUUGCUUUGAGAUUAGGCCGGUGCUACAAAAUUUCGAAGCGAAACUAACAAAGAUCAAAGUGAAAUCGAGUGCGAGACAAUCGCAAACGAAAAAAAGAAAACCAGGAUUAUGAUGAAAAUGGUAGUGUUUAGUAGUUGAGUUGAGGAAUCAAGUUGCUUGAUAUUAUAGAGAAUAUUAUUAUGAUUUUUACUAGUUUGGGACCCUAUUUGGCAAUGUUCUCAUAUCAUCUUGUUGUAGAUGGAUGAGGUGUUCAUAUUAAAUUAGGUUUUUUUUUUUUUAAUUGUUUACCAAGUUUAUUCUCAAGGUUUGGAGGUAAAUCAUAAAUGUUAGUGCUCAGCUUGUGUAAAUUUUUAGAAGUUAAGAUUAAAUAUAUAUUUUAUAUCUCUUGUAUUUG
This is a messenger RNA of Cannabis sativa, 4302 nucleotides long. Its product is annotated as protein SPA1-RELATED 2. NCBI's taxonomy places the organism in Eukaryota, Viridiplantae, Streptophyta, Magnoliopsida, Rosales, Cannabaceae. The transcript is spliced from 8 exons. Gene Ontology annotation, biological process: photomorphogenesis. Gene Ontology annotation, molecular function: protein binding. The record is from RefSeq and is a predicted model, not a curated record. The coding region runs from base 394 to 3606 and encodes 1070 amino acids.